AUGAGAUUAAUUCGUACUCUAUUUAUCACGACGACUUUAUUCGCACAUAAUUUCCUCGGUGUGCUCACAAAUAAUGUUUAUAAUGAUUGGCUCAGUUUUGGUGGUCCUGGUUUAGAUAAUAAUCGCAAUGCCGUUGGCGAAAGAAACAUCUCUCCCAAUAAU
Funneliformis caledonium is the source of this 162-nucleotide messenger RNA. The record is from the annotation of a GenBank genome assembly. Lineage: Eukaryota; Fungi; Glomeromycota; Glomeromycetes; Glomerales; Glomeraceae.